Molecule: messenger RNA, 2001 nt
Organism: Aspergillus nidulans FGSC A4
Lineage: Eukaryota; Fungi; Ascomycota; Eurotiomycetes; Eurotiales; Aspergillaceae
Product: protein afoA
Exons: 4
Coding region: 1-2001 (666 amino acids)
Biological process (GO): DNA-templated transcription; regulation of DNA-templated transcription
Cellular component (GO): nucleus
Molecular function (GO): DNA binding; DNA-binding transcription factor activity, RNA polymerase II-specific; zinc ion binding
Source: RefSeq, a predicted model, not a curated record
AUGGCGUGUCCCACCAGACGAGGACGACAGCAGCCCGGCUUUGCAUGCGAGGAGUGUCGCCGCCGCAAAGCGCGCUGUGAUCGCGUGCGUCCGAAAUGCGGGUUCUGCACUGAGAAUGAGCUGCAGUGUGUGUUCGUUGACAAGAGGCAGCAGAGGGGUCCGAUCAAAGGGCAGAUCACCUCGAUGCAGUCGCAGCUGGCAACGCUUCGAUGGCAGCUUGAUCGAUACCUGCGACAUCGACCUCCCCCGUCCAUAACCAUGGCCGGCGAGCUCGAUGAGCCACCAGCGGAUAUCCAGACGAUGCUGGAUGACUUUGAUGUACAGGUCGCCGCGCUGAAGCAGGAUGCCACGGCAACCACCACAAUGUCGACGUCGACAGCUCUCAUGCCUGCCCCAGCCAUCUCAUCUAAAGAUGCUGCUCCUGCUGGUGCUGGUUUAUCGUGGCCUGACCCAACCUGGCUGGAUCGCCAGUGGCAGGAUGUCAGCAGUACCAGCCUCGUCCCUCCAUCAGACCUGACAGUCUCGUCGGCCACUACCCUAACCGACCCUCUCAGCUUCGACCUUUUGAACGAGACUCCUCCUCCUCCUUCUACGACGACAACAACGUCGACGACGAGGCGAGACUCAUGUACUAAGGUCAUGUUAACUGACCUCAUCCGGGCUGAAUUAGACCAACUCUACUUCGACCGGGUCCACGCCUUCUGCCCCAUCAUCCACCGGCGACGGUACUUUGCGCGGGUCGCCCGAGAUAGCCAUACCCCAGCACAGGCAUGUCUGCAGUUCGCCAUGCGAACGCUCGCAGCGGCAAUGUCUGCUCACUGCCAUCUUAGCGAGCAUCUCUAUGCCGAGACCAAGGCCCUCUUGGAGACGCACAGCCAGACGCCCGCCACACCGCGAGACAAGGUCCCGCUCGAGCACAUCCAGGCCUGGCUGUUGUUAAGCCACUACGAGCUGCUGCGGAUCGGCGUGCACCAGGCUAUGCUCACGGCUGGCCGGGCCUUUCGUCUCGUGCAGAUGGCACGACUGUCAGAGCUGGAUGCCGGGUCAGAUCGACAGCUCUCGCCGCCGUCUUCGUCGCCGCCGUCUUCGCUAACCCUAUCUCCUUCGGGGGAGAAUGCUGAGAACUUCGUCGACGCCGAAGAAGGCCGGCGGACGUUCUGGCUUGCUUAUUGCUUUGAUCGUUUGCUUUGCUUGCAGAAUGAGUGGCCGUUAACGUUACAAGAAGAGAUGAUAUUAACCCGCCUCCCCUCCCUCGAACACAACUACCAGAACAAUCUCCCCGCACGCACGCCCUUUCUCACUGAAGCCAUGGCCCAGACCGGGCAGAGCACAAUGUCCCCGUUUGCCGAAUGCAUUAUCAUGGCCACCCUUCACGGCCGAUGUAUGACGCACCGCCGCUUCUACGCAAACAGCAACUCGACUGCGUCCGGCUCCGAGUUCGAGUCUGGCGCCGCGACGCGAGACUUCUGUAUCCGCCAGAAUUGGCUGUCGAAUGCAGUGGACCGGCGAGUCCAGAUGCUACAGCAGGUCUCCUCGCCCGCUGUUGACAGCGACCCGAUGCUGCUCUUCACGCAGACGCUCGGCUACCGCGCGACCAUGCACCUGAGCGAUACCGUCCAGCAAGUCUCCUGGCGGGCUCUCGCCAGCUCGCCCGUUGACCAGCAGCUACUGAGCCCGGGCGCGACGAUGUCGCUGUCGGCCGCCGCGUACCACCAGAUGGCCAGCCACGCAGCCGGCGAGAUCGUCCGCCUGGCGAAGGCCGUCCCCUCGCUGAGUCCGUUCAAGGCGCACCCGUUCCUACCCGAUACGUUGGCGUGCGCCGCCACGUUCCUCUCGACGGGCAGUCCCGAUCCCACGGGCGGCGAGGGGGUGCAGCAUCUGCUACGAGUGUUAAGCGAGCUGCGCGAUACACACAGCCUGGCGCGGGAUUAUUUGCAGGGGUUGUCGGUGCAGACGCAGGACGAAGAUCAUAGACAGGAUACGAGGUGGUAUUGUACAUAG